GUCUUUCGUGUGUUUCUGUGUUGAAGCGCUGAGGAGAGUAGCUAUCGGUGUCUCUUUUCAUCUUAUUUCGAAUCCUCAUCAGUUUUCUUUGGGGACAGAUCUACUACAUUUAAGCAACCGAGAGCAGAUUUUGUUUUCAGGAGGUAAGGAAGCACCAUGGACAACGUGUGGAAACAUUUCUGAGGGGACUGGUUAAGAGUUUAAAGCAAAGGAGAGAAUAGAACAUUUUCUAGCUAGCUUGUCAGCUCUGGCUUGCUAUCUAUCUGCAAGGGGGAGGGUAACGUUAACCCACUGGAAAAAGGAAGCAGAGCGUGAGAAAGACUGCAAACCAGCCAUCCUUAGUAGCUUCAAGCAAGCAGGGGUUGCCCGCUCUGUGUGAGAAUAGAGGCCCCGUUUGGUGGAUCGUACGACUAGCUUACUUUAGCUAGUACCUAGCUACCAGAGUCCACCCUGAGGUUCCCUGAACAGAGACGGGGAAGGACGUUCUGUCUGCGGGCCACUGUGACAAGCAGAAUCAAUGCCAAGCCCUUCUCCUCCUCGGACAGCCUAGCGAAGGUGCAGGAGGUCGCAAGCUGGCUUUUGGAAAUGAACUCGGAUCUGCUGGGGGGGGGCAGGCGGCGCCGGCCGGGGGGGUCGGCGCGCGCUAACGCCUCCUCGGCCCGGGCGCCCCGCGAGCCGGGGGAGGAGGGCGAGGAGGAGGAGCACAUGGACCGCGUGCUGGAGGAAGAGCAGCAGCAGCAGCAGCAGAGGCGGUCCGCGGCGGGGCCCGGGGCCAGCGACGGCCCAGAGGCGGCGGCGGAGGCAUCGGCGGCGUCGGCACCCGGGGAGGGCGAGGCGAACGGGGAGAACGGGCCGGCGAAAGGGCCGCCGUGGGCGUGGCAGGCCGAGCGGAGGGACGAGGAGGACAACAACAACGAGGAGGACGAGCCCCCCGAGGGGCGGGACGAGGAGGAGGAAGAGGAGGACGAGGAGGGCGGCGAGGAGGACGAGGACGAGGAGGAGGAGGAGAUGGACCAGGACAGCGACGACUUCGAGCAUUCGGAGGAGAGCGGGCAGGAGGAGGACGGAGAGGAGGGGGGCCGCCUCCACUCCCCCUCCCUCAGGAACAGCGUCUCCGACCCCAACCACAACAUGGAGGUGUCCUCCGAGCAGACUCCUCGAACCCCGGCCUCCCUGUUCAAAACGAAGAUGAAGAGAAAGCUGGACCAUGGCCCCGAGGUCCGGUCUUUCCCUUCAGGGAAGAAGCCCUGCAAAGGCUCGGAAUACCCAAGCCCUACAGGACUGGUUCCGUACCCGGCCACGCCCACCACGUUCGGGGACUUGAGAGCAGCCAACGGGCAGGGGCAGCAGAGGCGCCGCAUCACCUCCAUCCAGCCGCCGUCGGGGCUCCAGGAGUGGCUCCGCACGUUUCAGAGCUGGAGCGGUCCGGAGAAGCUCCUGGCGCUGGACGAGCUCAUCGACAGCUGCGAGCCCACGCAGGUCAAGCACAUGAUGCAGGUGAUCGAGCCGCAGUUCCAGAGGGACUUCAUCUCCCUGCUGCCCAAAGAGCUGGCCCUGUACGUGCUGUCCUUCCUGGAACCCAAAGACCUGCUGCAGGCGGCGCAGACCUGCAGGUACUGGCGCAUCCUGGCCGAGGACAACCUGCUCUGGAGGGAGAAGUGCAGGGAGGAAGGUAUUAACGAGGCGCUCCACGUCAAGAGGAGGAAGGUGAUGAAACCGGGGUUCACCCACAGCCCCUGGAAGAGCGCCUACAUCAGGCAGCACAGGAUAGACACCAACUGGAGAAGAGGAGACCUCAAAUCCCCAAAGGUGCUCAAAGGUCACGACGACCACGUGAUCACCUGCCUGCAGUUCUGCGGCAACCGCAUCGUCAGCGGCUCGGACGACAACACGCUCAAGGUGUGGUCGGCAGUCACGGGCAAGUGUCUGAGGACGCUGGUGGGCCACACGGGCGGCGUCUGGUCGUCCCAGAUGAGGGACAGCAUCAUCAUCAGCGGCUCCACGGACCGGACGCUCAAGGUGUGGAACGCGGAGACGGGCGAAUGUAUCCACACCCUGUACGGGCAUACCUCAACGGUGCGAUGCAUGCACCUGCACGAGAAAAGGGUGGUGAGCGGGUCCCGGGACGCCACGCUGCGGGUUUGGGACAUCGAGACGGGCCAGUGUCUACACGUGCUGAUGGGCCACGUGGCGGCGGUGCGCUGCGUUCAGUACGACGGGCGCAGGGUGGUCAGCGGCGCCUACGACUUCAUGGUCAAAGUGUGGGACCCCGAGACCGAGACCUGCCUGCACACGCUUCAGGGGCACACCAACAGGGUCUACUCAUUACAGUUUGACGGGACCCACGUGGUGAGCGGGUCCCUGGACACGUCGAUCCGCGUGUGGGACGUGGAGACGGGGAACUGCAUCCACACGCUGACGGGGCACCAGUCGCUCACCAGCGGGAUGGAGCUCAAGGACAACAUCCUGGUCUCGGGCAACGCCGACUCCACCGUCAAGAUCUGGGACAUCAAGACGGGACAGUGCCUACAGACGCUGCAAGGUCCCCACAAACACCAGAGCGCUGUGACCUGCCUGCAGUUCAACAAGAACUUUGUGAUCACCAGCUCGGACGACGGGACGGUCAAGCUGUGGGACCUGAAAACGGGCGAGUUCAUCCGCAACCUGGUGACCCUGGAGAGCGGGGGCAGCGGGGGGGUGGUGUGGCGCAUCCGCGCCUCCAACACCAAGCUGGUGUGCGCCGUGGGCAGCCGCAACGGCACCGAGGAGACCAAGCUGCUCGUGCUCGACUUCGACGUGGACCUGAAGUGAGGGGGGAGGGGCAACGAGGAGGGGGGAGGGGGUGCGGGGGGGCGGAGGCGGCGCGGGGGCAGGGGGGUUGGUGGUGAAGGGGUUUUCGGCACAACUCACCAAAUUAAGAUCAGACGGCCGCUCCUCAUGCCCCCCACACCGUGACCUGCCGGUCCAUUCCACCCCAUGCGC
Molecule: messenger RNA, 2982 nt
Organism: Anguilla anguilla (European eel)
Lineage: Eukaryota; Metazoa; Chordata; Actinopteri; Anguilliformes; Anguillidae
Product: F-box/WD repeat-containing protein 7
Exons: 13
Coding region: 586-2811 (741 amino acids)
Biological process (GO): proteasome-mediated ubiquitin-dependent protein catabolic process; ubiquitin recycling
Cellular component (GO): nucleus; cytoplasm
Molecular function (GO): ubiquitin binding
Source: RefSeq, a predicted model, not a curated record